Molecule: messenger RNA, 2519 nt
Organism: Thermothielavioides terrestris NRRL 8126
Lineage: Eukaryota; Fungi; Ascomycota; Sordariomycetes; Sordariales; Chaetomiaceae
Exons: 4
Coding region: 152-2311 (719 amino acids)
Biological process (GO): double-strand break repair via break-induced replication; DNA replication initiation; DNA replication
Cellular component (GO): nucleus; MCM complex
Molecular function (GO): single-stranded DNA binding; DNA replication origin binding; single-stranded DNA helicase activity
Source: RefSeq, a predicted model, not a curated record
CUUUUACGCGUUGAGCGUGUUUCCCCUUUUGUAUGCAAUCUUUACCCCUCCGUUGUCACCAACAAUUCAGGGAACCGGCCAUUGCACUGCUGGCGCCGCUCACAAUCGCAACGAACUCCCCAACUUCCAGUUUACCAUUUUCCCUCCCAAGAUGGACCGCCAGUCCGUCUUCACCAGCCGGCUAUAUGGCGCGCCCUCCGAGAGCGAAGAUUCCAAUACACAGAUCCGCAGCCAGCUCGAGUCCUUCAUUCUAGACUUCCGGCUCGACAAUGUCUUCAUCUACAGAGACCAAUUGCGAGAGAAUGCGUUGCUCAAAAAGUACUACUGCGAUGUCGACAUCGGCGACCUGAUCAAGUUCAACGAGGAGAUCGCGCACAGACUGGUGACAGAACCCUCAGAGAUCAUUCCGCUGUUUGAGGCAGCCUUGAAGCGGUGCACACACCGGAUCGUGCACCCCCAUGAACCCAAUGUCAAGCUCCCCGAUCACCAGCUCCUGCUGCACUCCAGUGCCGAAGAUGUCUCCAUCCGGAACCUCGACUCGAUGACCAUCUCGAGGUUGGUGAAGGUGCCAGGCAUCGUCAUUGGUGCGUCGGUUAUGUCGUCCAAGGCGACAGAGCUUCACAUCCAGUGUCGGACCUGCGACCACGCACAAGACAUUCACGUCGUUGGAGGAUUCAGCGGCGUUACACUCCCCAGACAAUGCGGCAGGUUCCGACCACCCAAUGACCCGACCGAAAAGUGCCCGCUCGAUCCCUAUUUCGUCGUGCACGAGAAGUCGAAGUUCGUCGACCAGCAGAUCAUCAAGCUUCAGGAGGCGCCCGAUCAGGUCCCUGUCGGGGAGCUGCCCCGCCACGUCCUCAUAUCCGCCGACCGCUACCUCACAAAUCGAGUAGUACCCGGAUCGAGGUGUACUGUCAUGGGCAUUUUCUCCAUUUACCAAACCAAAGGCUCCAAGAACUCCACGGGUGGUGCUGUCGCCAUCCGGACCCCCUACCUGCGCGCUGUUGGCAUCCAGACCGAUAUCGACCAGACUGCCAAGGGACAGGCCGUCUUCUCCGAGGAGGAGGAGCAAGAGUUCCUCGAGCUCAGCCGCCGUCCGGACCUCUACAACAUCAUGGCCGACUGCAUUGCGCCCUCCAUCUACGGCAACAGGGACAUCAAGAAAGCUAUCCUAUGCCUGCUAAUGGGCGGCUCCAAGAAGAUUCUCCCAGACGGGAUGAAACUUCGGGGUGACAUCAACGUCUUGCUUCUCGGUGAUCCCGGCACAGCCAAGUCGCAGCUGCUCAAGUUCGUCGAGAAGGUGGCGCCCAUCGCCAUCUACACGUCGGGCAAGGGUUCGUCCGCUGCCGGUCUCACAGCCUCGGUGCAGCGAGACCAGUCAACGCGCGAGUUCUACCUCGAAGGCGGCGCCAUGGUGCUCGCGGACGGCGGCGUGGUUUGCAUCGACGAGUUCGACAAGAUGCGCGACGAGGACCGCGUGGCCAUCCACGAAGCCAUGGAGCAACAGACCAUCUCGAUCGCGAAAGCCGGCAUCACGACCAUCCUGAACGCGCGGACGUCGGUGCUCGCUGCCGCCAACCCCAUCUUUGGGCGGUACGACGACAUGAAGACGCCCGGCGAGAACAUCGACUUCCAGACGACCAUUCUGUCUCGUUUCGACAUGGUCUUCAUCGUCAAGGACGAGCACGAGCGCAGCAAGGACGAGCGCAUCGCCAAGCACGUCAUGGGCAUCCACAUGAGCGGCCGCGGCGUCGAGGAGCACGUCGAGUCCGAGAUUCCUGUCGAUAAGAUGCGACGGUACAUCAGUUACUGCAGAUCCCGCUGCGCCCCGCGCCUAUCCGACGCAGCGGCGGAAAAGCUCUCCUCGCACUUCGUCGCCAUCCGCCGGCAAGUGCACGCGGCCGAGCUCGAGGCCAACACGCGCUCCUCGAUCCCCAUCACGGUGCGGCAGCUCGAGGCUAUCGUGCGCAUCACCGAGUCGCUCGCCAAGCUGACGCUGUCGCCGGUCGCGACGGAGGAGCACGUCGACGAGGCCAUCCGCCUGUUCCUCUGCUCGACCAUGGACGCCGUCAACCAGGGCAGCAACCAGGGCAGCCGCGAGCUGAACGAGGAGGUGGCGCGCGUCGAGGCCGAGCUGAAGCGGCGCCUGCCCAUCGGCUGGAGCACCAGCCUGGCCACCCUGCGCCGCGAGAUGGUCGAGGGCAAGGGUUUCAGCGAGGCGGCGCUGAACCGCGCGCUCAUGAUCCUGCAGCGGAGGGAUACCAUCAUGUUCAGGAACCAGGGGGCGCAGGUGUACCGGAAUGGGGCUUGAGCUUUGGGAUGAUAUCCGGGUCUUAGUUAACCAAAGGUCUUGUGUGUUUCUGGUGUAGGUAUCUGCAUGGGGGGUAAUGGGGGUACAGGGGCGCCGGGCGCAGGAUGGGAUAGGGGAGGGUUAUGCACCACUGUCAUACUGUUACGAGGAUAUAAUGCGAUGCAACGCGCACAUUCAACUCGAGCAUGGCGUAUUCAUUCGUACAUGU